CUUUUUUUUUUUUUUUUUUUUUGAUUCUGUUGACAAUUUUGAACUAAAGCAACUCCUCCCGACAAAUGCCGCGUGCACCCGACACUGUUCCGCUGCUGGAGGCGGACGAGUCACCCCUGGCUGAGGAACUGCCUCCAGCGACUGGUGGUGGUGGUAGCGGCGGCGGCGGCAGCGGCAGCGGUGCUGAUGCGCUGGGUGGCGCUGGGACACUGCCUCGCGCGUCACCCGACAACAACGACGGCGAUGUCGCGCCACUCGCCAUGAGCGGCAGCAGCAGCAGCCACCACAGCAACGCCGUUGCAGCAGCCGCGACGCUCGGCAACAGCACUGUCUUCACGGCACGCAGCGGCAGCCCUGCCGGGUCUGGUUUGGACGGGGCAGCCGGUGCCACCGCAGGGUCAGGCGGUGCUUCCUCUUCUUCUGCAGCAGCAGCAGCAGGCGGAGCAUCCUCGGCCAGCAAGCGCCCGGCGUCACCCGUCGUCACACCCGGGAUUCUGUCGUCCAUCAAGCAGUCUGCGUCCAACAUGAUUGCCAAGAUCACGGGCAACCCGACGUCGCCGAGCGCAACCCCGCGGUCUGGCUUUAUUGCCGCCGCCAUUGCAUCGACCGCAGCUCCAGCAGCCGCCCUCUAUGCGAACGACAAGACCGGCGCGUCCGCGGCCGGCUCCGGAACUCCAGGACUCACCUCCUCGGCAGGCAGCCCGCGCGCGUCGGCCGAGACCAGCCGAGCGGGGUCACCAAGCGUCGCUGGCGGUCAGCGAGCCGGUGGCAGCAGCAGCAAGCGCUCUGUCUUUUUCAUCCCCAACCUCGCACCGCCGAGGCUGUCCAAAAAGCAGCAGCUCACACUGAGCCCGUGGACCAAGUUCACCCGGUUCAAACGCAUCCCGUUCAAGUUCAUUCUCAACGUUCUUGUGACAGCCUUGCUGACGACCCGCAUUCUGCUGGAGAACGGAACAUACUCGACUUAUGUUGCUCACCAGCACGAAACGUUCCACCAGUACUUCCGUCCCGACCCGGACGUGUGGCAGAGCACGCUCUUUUCCAUGACCGACGUUACCUCCCACCUGACCAACUCUGUUAAUAAUUACGCUGCUCUCACGACCGACUGUGUGUCGCACUUUUCGUCCAAAGAUCCAAAGACAGGGCAUACCUUCCCAAUCGUCUUGACUGUCCAAUCCUAUGCCAACAACACGCCGUACAUUUCUCCAGACAUCGAUCUGACAAUCUCCAGCCAUGAGUAUACGCUCACGCAGGCAAAUCCUAUCGGCCCGUUUUUCGGCAACGACACGUUGGAUCGCCCGCUGUUUGACAAUCUCUACUUUAUGACGGCCGUGUACAACCUCGUGUCGUGGCAAACAAGCAGCCUCGUCGGCACUGUGCAGUUUACUUGGCGCUGCGAAAUCCAGUACGAUCUCACGGAUGGCGGCGGCGUCGUGUCGGUGACGGUUGUCAUCAGCAAGCAAGUGGCCGACACCACCGUCCAGCCGUUCUUUACGCUGGAUUUGCUGCUGCUGCUGUUUGCCAUUUGCUCCUUGCUGCUGACAAUCAAGGCUCUCUUCAAGUCGUACAAGAUUUUCAUGUUUGCGCGUCGGCGGCUCCAGGGCCGCGACCAUCACUGCGUCGAGCAUCUCGAUGACAAGGCCAUCACCUGGUCUCGGCUGAGCUUGCGCGACAAGUCGACCUUUUUCAACACGUGGUACCUGGCCACCAUCAUUGGUGAUAUUAUGGUGAUUGUGUCGUCGCUGUACGCACUGACUGCGACCUCCGACUUUGACACGUCGACCGACACUGUCGAUCCUGGCGACCUCACGACGGCGAUUGGUAUUCUCUGCGGCUGGCUCAAUCUCAUCAAGUUCCUCGAGUGGCGGAUUGAGUUUUACAUGCUCAUUCUUGCCGUUCGCUGCUCGAUUGGCCGCAUUGCACGCUUCAUCAUUACUGCGCUUCCUGUGUUCUUGGGCUUUGCGCUUGCUGGCGUUGCCCUCUUCUCCGAGCUGACGGAACUGUUUGGAUCGCUUGAUUCUGCGGCCGUCACCCUCUUCGCCGUCAUCAACGGCGAUUCCGUGCUCCAAGUGUUCACCACCCUCGACGAGAAGGCUGAUUUCACCUAUCGCGCCAUUGCCCGUGUGUACAUGUACACGUUCUGCGUGCUCUUCAUUACUGCCAUCAUCAACGUGUUCAUCUUCAUCAUCGAGGACGGCUACCGCUUGGCCACGACCCUGGAGGGCUUUAACAACCAGGCGCCGCGCUUGUUUAUCGACAACGUGCGUCUGCGAGAAAUCCUGACGGCUGCGCAGGCCUGCGAUGUGUCUGUGCACUUUGGCUGCGAUCGGCACGGCGGACACUUGCCAAGCUCGCACACCAACAUUUUCGACAUCAAUGGCGAGCUACUCCCCGAGCAGCGAGGCGCGCGGCGUCCGCCUCGCGAGUCACUGGGUGGCAAUUUGGACAUUCUCAAGUCGGCCAUGGCCAGCGUCGAUGAUCUCGAGUUUAUUUCCAACCGUAGCGGCAUGACCAUGAACACGGACUGGCGUACGAAACGUUCGAGCGACGACGACAUUCUCCCCGUCGUGCAGCCCAAGACCGACGGUCGCAGGGGAACAGGCUCUGCCUUUUCGGCUGUUCCGACGACUACCGCUGCUGCUUCUGCUGCCGCUGAUUCUUCUGCUGCCUCCACUUCAAACCCUGCGCCUGCACUGUCGUCCGCGUUCUCGGCGUCGACUGAGUCACUGCACGACGCACCCCACUUUGCACGUCAACCUCGACCCGCGCCCGUUCGCGCUGGAGGGGAUCGUCGUCCUGCUCCCGGAGGGUUUGGCUCGCUCGAGCGCAUGUACUCCACCGAUGCGUUGAUGGCGCUGCCUGGCUUGGAGUCUGGCAGCAACUCUGACAGCGGUGCCGGAAUUCCCCUCACGGCCACAUCUGUGGCAGGCCGGUCCAGCGCGGCAACAUCGCUGAACAGCAGCCGUCUGUCGCAGCGAUCACGGCCAAAGUCGCUCGAAACGCGAGUGGCCGAUGCAAUUGCCAAGGCCCAGGAGCAAAUCACGCGGGAAGUCGCGACGCUGCAAAACGAGUUUUUGAACAAGGUGCGCCUUGCGCAGUCGGAAGCUCUGGAAGCUCUCGAGCGCGAAAUCUCAGUUGUUGCUCAAAUGCGAAGUGAUGCAUAGGAGCGUCGUGUGUGAUGUGUUGCUUUUUUGUGUUUUUGUUUUUGUCUGCAUCUUUGUACAUGUGAUAUCUUUCAUGUUUUUCUCGUCA
This is a messenger RNA of Capsaspora owczarzaki ATCC 30864, 3252 nucleotides long. RefSeq lists its product as hypothetical. Gene Ontology annotation, cellular component: plasma membrane; lysosomal membrane. The transcript is spliced from 4 exons. Bases 66 to 3164 code for a protein of 1032 amino acids. The record is from RefSeq and is a predicted model, not a curated record. Gene Ontology annotation, molecular function: NAADP-sensitive calcium-release channel activity. NCBI's taxonomy places the organism in Eukaryota, Filasterea, Ministeriida, Capsasporidae.